This is a messenger RNA of Mercurialis annua (annual mercury), 1257 nucleotides long. RefSeq names its product plasmodesmata-located protein 1. NCBI's taxonomy places the organism in Eukaryota, Viridiplantae, Streptophyta, Magnoliopsida, Malpighiales, Euphorbiaceae. The coding region runs from base 83 to 964 and encodes 293 amino acids. Gene Ontology annotation, biological process: transport of virus in multicellular host; plasmodesmata-mediated intercellular transport. The record is from RefSeq and is a predicted model, not a curated record. The transcript has 2 exons. Gene Ontology annotation, cellular component: plasmodesma.
CUUGAUUUCAGACAAAACCCGCCUCCUAUAAAUGCUCUGAAAACAACAAAUUUAAACAGCUCAAACCAGAAAAAUUCACCAAAUGGGUUUCUCAAAACCACACAGACCUCUCCUUUUCAUCACAAUUCUUGCGAUUUUUCUACAAUCCUCAACCGCCGCUAAUACAGACUACACAAAUUUCAUUUUCAAAGGCUGUGCAAAGCAAAAUUUCCAAGACCCAACUGGGAUCUACUCACAGAAUCUCAAGAAUCUCUUACAAUCCUUAGUUUCACAGUCAUCACAGAAGAAUUUCGCCUCCACAACUUCCGGCGAUGGUCAAAAUGCCAUUAUGGGGCUCUAUCAAUGCCGAGGUGACCUCUCAACCGCUCAAUGUUACACAUGCGUCACCAAAAUCCUCGACAUGAUGAAGAAGUUAUGCGGUGAAGUGAUUGCUCUUAGGGUUCAGUUAAGUGGGUGUUAUCUAAAAUAUGAAAUUGUUGGGUUCAAGCAGGAGUCUGGGACUGAGUUGCUGUUCAAGGUUUGUGGGUCAACUCGGGCGAGUGGAGCUGGGUUUGACGAGUUGAGGGAUUCUGGGCUGGCUGCUAUGGUGAGUGGUGUGAAAAAUGGGUUUUAUACUGGGGAUUAUCAGAGGGUUUUUGUUUUGGGUCAGUGUGAGAGUGAUUUGUCAAGUGGGGAUUGUGGGAGUUGUUUGAAAAGUGGUGUUGAGAGUGUGAAAGAUGAGUGUGGUGAGUCCAUUUCUGGCCAGGUUUAUCUUCAGAAAUGUUUUCUUAGCUAUAGUUAUUACCCUAAUGGAGUGCCCACCAUUAAUGCAGGAUCAGAAGUGGUAGGGACAAAGAACCAUACACAAAGGACAGUGGCCAUUGCAGUUGGAGGAGUAGCAGCUUUGGGAUUUUUAGUUGUGUUUUUGAUGUUUGUUAGAUCCAUCUUGAAGAAGCGCAAGGGUAAACAUGAUGGGUGGAAUUGAAAUUAAAACUUGUUCAUACUAGGUUAAUUAAUUAAUAUAUUACUCUUAAGGAAAAUCUUUGAAAUUAGCUUUAUUAGAUAUACAUGGAAAAUUUGUUUAGUUUCAUGUGCAUAUUAUUUUAAUGGGAUUUUGAGGAGAGGAAGCAAAGUUGGGGAGUUUGGGGGAACUUUGUAUUAACUUUAGUAGUUCUUUUUUGUGUAUGUUGUUGGUAGGCAGGCUUAAUACUGGAAUUUUAAUGUUAUGUAGUGAAUUUUUUUGGAUUUUUGAAGCCAAUGAGAUUACAUUAUUGUCAA